CACUCCAGUGUGGGCAUUCAUUCCAUCGGCAGUUUGUCUCCAAAGAUGCUGUUCACCAACACGCAGAAAAAACACCAUUGCGCAGCGCGAUGUGAUAAAAGAGGAGCGACUUUACUCGUGCAGCGUGUAUUGUGAUGUUUGCGGAACACCAUGUGCCCGUCGGAAUAUUUCGGAGGAUCUCUAGGGUUUGCUGUUUGAGGCGAUGCCUUAUUGCAGAAUCUCCGCGUUCUGCGGGCUACAACCCUGAGCGUUACGCACAACACAUCUCCAUGCGUUAAAGGAGCGCAGCCAGUCUCGGCUGGUUUUGGAAAGGAAAAGGGUGCGAAGCGACCAACAUGACACGAAUGCGCAAAUCGGAGCCAGAAUGGAUACAACUCAGUUAAAUGUAUUGGUGGAAAACGUUUCCAACGAUGCCAACGCCACGGACGCAUCGCUUGGCUUGCCGCACACCGUGGCAACCACUGUGCUCAUCAUCCUGGUGGUUACGGUGAUCAUCUCGGUGACCAUCGUCGGCAACGUGUUGGUGAUUGUAGCGGUGCUGACCAGCCGGGCUCUGCGUGCGCCCCAAAAUCUUUUCCUGGUUUCUCUUGCAUCAGCGGACAUCCUAGUCGCCACACUGGUCAUCCCAUUCUCUCUCGCCAAUGAGAUCAUGGGCUACUGGUACUUUGGAAGUACUUGGUGCGCCUUCUAUCUGGCUCUGGACGUGUUGUUCUGCACCUCAUCCAUCGUGCACCUGUGCGCAAUCAGCCUGGACCGCUACUGGUCAGUGACAAAGGCGGUCAGCUACAACCUGAAGCGGACACCUAAGCGCAUCAAGUCCAUGAUCGCCAUAGUGUGGGUGAUAUCUGCGGUCAUCUCCUUUCCUCCUCUUCUCAUGACCAAACAUGAUGAACGGGAGUGCCUGCUGAACGACGAGACCUGGUACAUCCUCUCCUCCUGCAUGGUGUCCUUCUUCGUCCCGGGUCUCAUCAUGAUUCUGGUGUACUGUAAGAUCUAUAAGGUGGCCAAGCAGCGCUCCUCCACCGUGUUUGUGGCCAAGAACGGCCAGGAGAGGCAGCCGUCUCAGUCCGAGACGUGCUUCGUGGGGAAGGACCGGUUUGAGACGGAGAGCCCCAGUAGCCAGAGCUCGGGGAGCCGCCACCAGAGGCAGGGGGAGCUGGAUGACAUUGACCUGGAGGAGAGCUGCUGUCCGUCGGAUACCAAGCUGCGCAAUCAUUGCUUCACCAAACGGAGAAAGGUCGAAGGGUCAGACUGCUGCCCGCCUCAGAACUGCCGUCUCUCCUGGGCUUCAUCGCGGGCGUUACAACUCUACCCGGAGCAGAGGAACCCAGCUGGGCGACAGCAACAACUGGCAGCGGCCAAUAAGACCAAAGUGAGCCAGAUGCGGGAGAAGCGUUUCACCUUCGUGUUGGCGGUAGUGAUGGGAGUGUUUGUGCUUUGCUGGUUUCCCUUCUUCUUUACUUACAGCCUGCACGCUAUUUGCAGAGACAGCUGCUACAUACCUGGUGCACUUUUUAACCUUUUCUUUUGGAUUGGCUACUGCAACAGUUCUGUAAACCCCAUCAUUUACACCAUUUUUAACAGGGAUUUCAGGAAAUCCUUCACGAAAAUCAUUUGCAGAACUUCUGAACGCACAUAAAUACAAAAAAGAGUCCUGGGACAAAUUGGUUGUUUUAUGCUGGGUGUUGUUGGCACUUAAUCUUGACUGACUGCAACCCCCCUCCUCCCCGAAAUAAUUUACUUUGAACUAUUUUCAUGUUUAAAAAGACAGUGUUGUGUGCACAUCUAAAAAUUCUAUGAAUGUAGUUCUAAAUUAAGCAAAAAAAACAAAAAUAUUAGUACAUCAAUGUUGCUAGUCAGUAAUGUUAUCUGUUGCAUUUAUGCCACACUUGUUUUAAUAUGUGUAAUUGUAUAAUAAGUCCUGCAAACAUGCACGUUUGAUCUUAAAAUGUCUGUAUUGCAUAAAUCACUACUGCUGCAAAAAGCAAGAAGAAAAGCUACUCGAAGGAAAAACCUGAAGUCAUGAUGAAGCUGCAUUCCACUGCUGGCGGCUGCAUCGCAGUGUGUGUUUUGUGUAAAGAAAAAAAGGAGAUUAAUCUCCACCAUCCAUAAAUAAUAAGCAUGGGGACGAGGAGGUGAGCAGGUAUGUUCUGUGAGUGUGUCUCACAGUGGAUCAAAAAUGAAAUGAAAUACAAUAUAUCACAUUAUUUAGAUUUAUCAUCUUAUCAUUAGAAUGCAGCAUUGUAGAAAAACGUGGCACAACGGCAGGUUUUUCAAAUCAAUUAUUUUGCACGACAGGCAUUAUUGCCGGUGAACCCUCUAAACUUAUGUAAGAGUCUAAUCUCGCACCAUCUCACACCACAACAAUGUCUAAGCUGAACUGCAUAUGGAAAACCUAUUGGACAAAUCUGUGAGUUUCAUUUUUACACCUCCCCAUACCUCGGUAUUUCGUUGGUAAAUAUUUGAAACAUGCAAUUUGGCAACAGAGACUUAUUUCUGGGUUGUGUAGUCCAGCAAAUUCUACUUUCAUUGUGCUUCAAAAUCCCUUUUCCAGUCUCAUGAAUACAAUGCGACUGCUGUGAUGAGAAAAAUAACCUUCAGUAGAUUGGACUGACUGUUACAUUUACAUAUUGUAAGGCUGCUCACAUGAGAAACUUAAAACACAUCUCUAGAGAUAUUGUGGGAAGAGCUUGAUCUCCACCCAGCAGCCUAUCUCCUUGGUGUAAUAAGAGACCUUACUGUAGUAUUUAGCCAAGUCUCAGGCUCUUCUGCUUCAUGAAGCGGUUUUAAAAGUCCUACAAAUCAUGACCCCCGCAAACUUUGCUUGCAUCACGUUUCAUAUGGGAUGUAAAGUGGAUGUGAAAUGUUGUACAUAUGAUGAAACUUGCAUUAGAAGUUCCUGCUCUUCUUUGGAAAAACAUAGUUAGAAAAAAAGAUAGCUCCUUAUCAGCCUACUGUAUUCAUUGGGGGGGACUGAGAAAUAUACUAUAUUUGUAUCCUCUGAGGCUCGUCUUCAAAGCAGUUCUACGGCUCUAUGGCGCCUUGCCAAAGAUAAUCACGCUGUUUGAAGGCUGUCAUGCUUGAAAGGAGUCGUUUUUUUAAUAGUUGUAUCCAAGUGUUUCUUGUGAUGAGGCUGUUGUUGGAAUACUGUCGAGGGAAACCAGAGUGAAUGUGGUUGCAUAUUUCUUUUUUGACUCUUGACACAUGAUUCUAUUCAUGAACAGUAUUAAAUAUUCUGAGACAAGUGCAGCUGGGGAGAGCGAUGUGUCUUUAUCUCGACGGGACUGCAAAACACUUAAAAAAUAAUUAAAUGUAUGGGCCUAGUCCCACUCACAGAAUGAUUUUUUUCAACUUGAAGAACUACCGGGGGGAAAGGUGUUAAUGAUGUUGGGCAUUGUGUAACUUCAUGUUGUCGUGUAUGUAUACAACUUCAUUUCAAUAUAAACAACAGAGUUAUUGACCCAUGA
Gasterosteus aculeatus aculeatus (three-spined stickleback) is the source of this 3467-nucleotide messenger RNA. It is a transcript of the gene adra2db, whose product is annotated as adrenergic, alpha-2D-, receptor b. Gene Ontology annotation, biological process: G protein-coupled receptor signaling pathway. Gene Ontology annotation, molecular function: alpha2-adrenergic receptor activity; epinephrine binding. NCBI's taxonomy places the organism in Eukaryota, Metazoa, Chordata, Actinopteri, Perciformes, Gasterosteidae. Gene Ontology annotation, cellular component: plasma membrane. The record is from RefSeq and is a predicted model, not a curated record.